This is a messenger RNA of Panicum hallii, 546 nucleotides long. RefSeq names its product axoneme-associated protein mst101(1)-like. The record is from RefSeq and is a predicted model, not a curated record. The transcript has 2 exons. The coding region runs from base 1 to 546 and encodes 181 amino acids. Lineage: Eukaryota; Viridiplantae; Streptophyta; Magnoliopsida; Poales; Poaceae.
AUGGCGGAGCCCCCUCCAGCUGAGCCAGCAGCGGAGGAGGCUAUAGCAACAGCAGAGGCGGCAGCGCCGGAGGCUGCGGAGGUGCCAGAGGCAGCGGCACCAGAGGCCACAGAGGUCGCUAGCACCACCAUCCCACCCGCGCAGGAGGAGGAGCCGGAGGUGGUGCUGGGAGGCGCCUUCUCCCGAGCCCAGCGGAGAUCCCCCUCACCCGGCUCUUCACCAAGAGCCAGCAGGUUCAGGAGGAGCUGGAGGCAGGCCUCCGAGCAGGUGCAGCAGGCUCUCAACCGAGAGGCGGCAGCAGCCCAACAGGAGAGAGCGGCUGCACGGCGGGAGAAGCAUGCCCUCGAGUGGGAGCUCGUGGCGGAGAAGAGGGUGCACGCGGCGGCAGACAGGGAGAAGACCGCCCUGGAACUGGCCAACCAGGCCAAGGUGGUGGUGGAGGUGACCAAGGAGCAGGAAGCUGCCCUUGCAGAAUGGGAGGCAGCCGCGGCGGAGAGAGAGAAAAGGCUUGCCGCCCGCGAAGAAGAGGAGGUGACCCGGCUCUAG